This is a messenger RNA of Cynara cardunculus var. scolymus (artichoke), 2480 nucleotides long. RefSeq names its product cationic amino acid transporter 2, vacuolar-like. Gene Ontology annotation, cellular component: membrane. The transcript is spliced from 14 exons. Gene Ontology annotation, molecular function: amino acid transmembrane transporter activity. NCBI's taxonomy places the organism in Eukaryota, Viridiplantae, Streptophyta, Magnoliopsida, Asterales, Asteraceae. The record is from RefSeq and is a predicted model, not a curated record. The coding region runs from base 630 to 2342 and encodes 570 amino acids. Gene Ontology annotation, biological process: transmembrane transport; amino acid transport.
CGUAUCAUUACAUUUCUAUAUUUAUUGAUUGUUCAAUGAUUUUUUAAAUUUAUAUUCGAGCGAGAUUUAUGUAAGGUUUGGAUUGUUUUAUACGUGUUGGACCCUUUUCCAGUAUAAUGAUGCAAUGAAUUUGAUAUGAUAUCGUAUACCUCCAUAGACGAAGACUUGUAAAGAAUAUAUAUUGCUUAUUGAAUUUACUAGGGUGGAGGAGUUGAAAUGCUGAAUUUUAUUAUUUUGUAAAUUUCAAAGAGGAUCUUACUUAAACUGGAAUUCAAGGUUUUCAAUCGGAGAUAACGUAGCUCCAGUAUUUAGGUGAUAUUUAUCGAAUAUGAAGUGCAUGGUACGGUUUCUGGGUCUGCAGGUGGUGGACUAUAGGAAAGAUGACAGAGAGUUAGGGUUCAGGGUUCCUCAUAUUUGUUAAGCAGGAUCAGGAUUGAGAACAAAUUAGUAGACAAUUAUUUUCAUAUCUUACAAAUUGAAGAAUGUGUUGAAGUUCAUAAGUUUAAAUACUUCUAAUCAAUAGUUAAUAUGAAAAAUUGAGAUAUUUUGGUUUGUUUUACACGAGUCAUGUAUGCUUUCUAGACCGUAUUACUGGUUAUACUGUCAGUCUGUCACAGAGUUGAGCUGAAAUGAAUUGCGGUCAGGAAAUUAUUACUAUUAGAGUUGGAGCAACAAUCGGAGCUGGAGUUUAUAUUCUUGUCGGAACAGUUGCUAAAGGGCAAACAGGGCCUGCUAUAACAAUAUCAUUCCUCAUCGCUGGAAUAGCUGCUGGGCUUUCAGCAUUGUGUUAUGCAGAACUCGCCUGUCGUUGUCCAUCUGCUGGGAGUGCAUAUCACUAUUCGUACUUAUGUGUUGGAGAAGGUGUUGCUUGGUUGAUUGGUUGGUCUCUGAUAUUGGAAUAUACACUUGGUGGAGCAGCCGUUGCUCGUGGCAUUUCCCCAAAUAUGGCUUUGUUUUUUGGAGGUCAAGAUAGGCUGCCUGCUUUCUUAGCUCGUCAUACUAUUUUUGGAAUAGUAGUUGAUCCUUGUGCCGCUGUUUUGGUCUUCAUUAUAACUGGACUAUUGUGCACUGGAAUCAAAGAGAGUUCACUGGCACAAGGCAUAAUUACAACUGUAAAUGUUGUAGCCUUGCUUUUUGUCAUAGUAGCCGGUGGAUAUGUAGGUUUCAAGACUCAAUGGGUUGGAUAUCAAGUUGCUGGCGGGUAUUUCCCUUUUGGAGCUAAUGGAGUACUUGCUGGGUCUGCAACAGUUUUUUUCUCCUACGUCGGUUUUGAUGCGGUAACUAGCACAGCUGAAGAGGUGAAGAAUCCUCAGAGAGAUUUACCUAUUGGUAUUGGGGUGUCAUUGUUUACAUGCUGUGUUUUGUAUAUGCUUGUAUCUGCUGUUGUGAUUGGCUUGGUUCCGUGUUCCGCGUUAGACCCAGACACCCCUAUCGCCUCGGCAUUUGCUAGUUAUGGGAUGAAUUGGGCAGUAUACAUUAUAACAAUUGGAGCUGUUACUGCUCUCUGUGCUGCUUUAAUCGGUGGAAUCCUUCCUCAGCCACGGAUCUUGAUGGCAAUGGCCAGGGAUGGUUUACUACCAUCUUUCUUUUCAGAUAUAAAUAAGCACACUCAUGUUCCAGUCAAGAGUACAAUUGCAACCGGAAUCUUUAUUGCAUGCCUGGCAUUUUCUAUGAAUGUUGACCAAUUAGCAGGCAUGGUUAGUGUGGGUACGUUGUUGGCAUUUACCGCUGUUGCAGUUUCAAUAUUAAUACUCAGAUAUACUCCUCCAGAUUUCAACCUCCUGCAAUCACCACCCCCAGAAUCGAUUGAUGUAGUCUCCUCAGAAUUCAAUAAUUAUAUUACAGAUAUUAACAGAGAAAAUCCUAUAGAUGUUGGGAGCGGCUAUCAUACUCAAAAAGUACAUGAAGCAAGAAGACGGAAAAUCGCUGCUUGGAACAUAGCUCUUGUUUGUGCAGGAGUACUUGUGCUUGCAUCUGCUGCUUCAGCGAAAAACAUUCCCACUGUUCCUCGCUUCACCUUGUGUGGGAUAGGAGGUGUUGCUCUGCUCUGUGGUCUGGCUGUCUUGGCCUGCAUCGAUCAGGAUGAUGCUAGACUCACCUUUGGAGAAACUGGAGGUUUCCUCUGCCCCUUUGUGCCUUUCCUGCCUGUUGCAUGUAUUCUUGUCAACACCUACCUUCUUAUUAAUCUUGGAAGUGGUACAUGGAUCCGAGUUUCGGUUUGGUUGGCGAUUGGCGUAUUGGUGUAUGUAUUCUAUGGAAGGAAACACAGCUUACUAAUAGAUGCUGUGUACAUGCCAAUUGUGCUUGAAAAUGAACAUGAAAUUGAUGAUACAAUUUCGUAGCAUUUUUGUACUUGUUCCAUCAUACUUCUUUCUUCUUGGUAUUGUUGUAAGCUAUGUGAAUAUAAUCUAUUAUUAUUCUACUUUGUGCAUUGAAAUCAGUUCUGUGUUUACAAGUAAGAUCCCACAUCUGUAGAGGAA